Messenger RNA from Durusdinium trenchii, 1230 nucleotides. The record is from the annotation of a GenBank genome assembly. NCBI's taxonomy places the organism in Eukaryota, Dinophyceae, Suessiales, Symbiodiniaceae.
AUGGAACUUCCAGCCUUUCCCACCCUCCCACCGAUUGUGCGACAUCCAUGGGAGGCAACAUGGUGGGUGGGUGCGCUGCAACGGCUGGGCAAGGAGUUUCCAUCGCCAGACUCCAGCGAAGAAGAGUGGAAGAGCUUUUUUGUUGGGUGCAGUGCAGCACCGGCAGCAAUCCUUGCAAUAGGAUUCGUCCUGACCCUCUUAGUGCUUUGCUGCGGCUGCUGCCGAAGAGAGACAAACCACAGACGACGAGCACCUUCAUGCGUACCGAGCUUUUGCUUUGGCCUUCUUUCAGUGGUCAUGGUCCUAGCCGGAGCCUUUAUCUACUGGGAAACUGGCUCGAAGGCGCUGAAUACUGCGCAGUCAGAGCUUCAGAAUGCCUACGACAAUGUGACGCAGGCAGUGUCUGAAGGCUCCAAAAUGAAGGAUGUAGGAGCUUCGAUGCUGAAGAAUCUGGAUGGCAUUCCGCUUACUUGCCCUUUUGGCAUUCAGCAACAAGUUAAGCAAGAGGUGAAAAAGAUCGCCAACCAGGUGAAGACCUUCAAUGAGGCCGUUGACGAGUUUGACAAUCUAAUGCAGCCCUUGCCAUCCAAAGUCAAGGAUGUGCAGGAUCAUGCCAGCGGUAUCGGUCAGCUAACAGCUGCUGGGCUGAUGGCACCAUUGGCCUUGGUUUUGCUUAGCUGCCUCACAGUCAUUGCAGCUGUCUCGUGCUCCUGCACAGGUAGAUGUGCUGGCUGCUGCUUGCGAAGUCUUGGCCCUUUGCUGAUGGCUCCUACAGUGCUGGUCAUCACUGUGGCAGCGGCAGUGCAGUUGGAACUUGGAAUUGUCACAAGCAGCUUUUGCGAAAAUGUGGAUAACAACACUUUGGCAUUCAUCGGCCACCACUUCAAGUACGACUCUGAAGAAUAUCAACUGUCCAAGUACUACAUCACAGGCGAGGGCCGGAACCCUCUUUUGGUGGAUUUGCAGAAUGCCUCUGAGCAGUUGGACGACGCCAACCAGACGAUUUCGGCUUACGGACAUGAGGUUGAAAAGCUUUGUUCAUGGAGGGGCUUGGAAGAGCUUCAGGCAGGAGCUGCAGAAGCAAAGAGUUCUUUGACCUUUGGUUGGCACUCGAUAUUUGCAAGCCCGACGUGGCUGGUAUCAAAGUCGGCAAGAGGCCCUGGAACUUCGGGGUGCACGGGCGCAUGGAGGUCCCCCUCCGCAAGUCUGAGCGAGACCGAAGGAAUUUGA